GAAGUGCAGCGUGAUAAAAAACGCCGUGACUGAGGGGAGUGACUGUGGAGCUGUAGCUAGCAUCAAGCUACUGUUUUAGAAAAAUAAAAUAACAUUAAAAUAAAAAUGUCUGACGAUGAUAAAUUACCGCCCGGGUGGGAGAAGCGCAUGAGCCGGAGUUCAGGCAGGGUGUACUACUUUAACCACAGUACGAAUGCGAGUCAGUGGGAGCGGCCGAGUGGAGGUGGCGGUGGGGCAGCGGCGGUGGACAAGGUGCGCUGCUCUCACCUGCUGGUCAAACACAACCAAUCACGCAGACCGUCGUCAUGGAGACAGGAGAACAUCACACGCACCAAAGAGGAAGCUCUGCAGCUCAUACACAGGUAUAUAGAUCAGAUAAAGUCUGGGGAGGAGGACUUCGAGACGUUGGCAUCUAAGUUCAGUGACUGCAGCUCAGCACGCAAUGGAGGAGACCUCGGCAUGUUCGGCAGGGGUCAGAUGCAGAAGCCGUUUGAAGAAGCCUCGUUUGCGCUGAAGAUCGGAGACAUGAGCGGUCCGGUGUUUACUGACUCCGGGGUUCACAUUAUCCUACGUACAGGAUAACUCUCAUCCCUUCAUCCCUCUCUUUCUUCUCUUAUAUUCCACUUCACAUAAAAGUCCAUGGACUUCAAUCUAACACACACACACACACACACACACACUUUCCCCUAGGGUUACACACACCACACUCAGUCACUUUUAGGUUGUUUACAAUGAAGUGUCUGUAUUAAAAAUAAAAUUGGCCAACACAAUAUAAAGGUUCUCAGACUUCAUCUAAACCCCCCUGAUUCUUGUUCCUGCUCUCUCUUAUUACCUUCAUCAUAAUGUGUCCAGGACACAGUGUCUGACCUGCAGCGAUGGAUAAUGACCAAUAAAUAGAAUCUCAUGAUGAAUACAGGUUUGUCUUUCUGAGCCCUGUAUUAGCUGAACAAGUUUUUCCUCUUCUGUGUAGGUAAAUGUCUAAACAGGAAAAUCUUAGAUAAUGCAGAACUCAGAAAUGUGCUAAAAGUGCAGCCUUCUCCUUUCAUUUCCAGCCAAUCAUCAUGUGACUUGGGAAUGAUUGACAGCUACAUUCAUGCUCUUGAAAAUAUUUCCACUGCAUUCGAUUAAGGUGUGUGUUCAAGCUAGAAGGCGUUUCUGAUGUUUAUCAGCCCUGUGCAGUUACAGAGUUAAAUAUGAUUGAUCUACAGUAAAAGCUGCUAGAAACUCA
Messenger RNA from Hemibagrus wyckioides, 1228 nucleotides. It is a transcript of the gene pin1, whose product is annotated as peptidylprolyl cis/trans isomerase, NIMA-interacting 1. Gene Ontology annotation, molecular function: protein binding; peptidyl-prolyl cis-trans isomerase activity. NCBI's taxonomy places the organism in Eukaryota, Metazoa, Chordata, Actinopteri, Siluriformes, Bagridae. Gene Ontology annotation, cellular component: nucleus; cytosol. The coding region runs from base 106 to 582 and encodes 158 amino acids. The record is from RefSeq and is a predicted model, not a curated record. The transcript has 4 exons.